GCGGGGCGUAGGCCGAGCUGCCUAGUUCAUUGGUGGAAUUUGGACCCCUCGUUUUCUCGUUACCGCCACGUUGGCGCUGCUUAGAGCCCGGCUGCAGUUAGCUCGGCUGUCUGUGCGCGUGUCCCGGGAAACCAUCGGGUUGGAAGGAUUUUUUAAAAAUGUAGGAGGAAAGCCAAAAGCUGAAGAUAGCCCGAUAUUACCGGUCUUCUUAGCUCUUCCAUGGCCAGAUUUUAGUUUGGAAGAAUUUGAGGUUAUUGAGGGCAACGGCGGGUGGCAGAAAUCAGACUCGGUGGAAAUCUAAGUUGGCUCCAGUUGAAACAGCUUGAACGGGGUCCCUGCGACUCACCUUCUGCACCAGUUACGAGAGCGAUGACGUCUGGGUGUUACGAGGUUCUCGAAGUGAGUGGGUAGAAAUGGCAAGACCCAGAGUUCCCAUCUUUCCUAGUAAUAGGUGCUCAGAGUUCAACAAGAUCUUGAGAAAUCAUACAAUUAAUAAUACUCCUGGAGACAAAGCCGCAGAGAUUCCAUCUCUGGCAGAUGAGAACUAAUGCUGUCUCUAACAGUCUCUUGUGAAACAGGCCCUGCUUCUCUCUGUCUGCACUCUGCCUUGACCUACCCAUGGGACCUAUUUAGGGACGGGCCUUGGAUAUUCUGAAGCGCCUUUACAUGGAGCACAAAGAUGAUGAUGAUGAUGAUGAUGAUGUGUCUUUUGCCAAAUGGAUGAGCAGCUUCUGGGGUCACAGCUGGAUAGAGGAGGAUGAGCGAGGACUCCGGGACCGCCGUGGAUCACAAGACGCCAGUUACAGGAAAAGCUCCCUGCCCUGCCCAUUUCCUGUACUUCCCAGAAUGAUGUCAUCUGCCAGCCAUCCUAGAAGGUAUUCUUAUGAGGACCAGGGAUUUCGAUGCCACACUCAUGUGCGGGAUCACAGAAAGUGCUCAGGGGAUGGGUCAUUCAAGGAGCCAUUAAUGGAAUCAAAAGGAAGAUCCCAUUCCAAAAUUCAGUCAUUUUCACACUCCUUUGAACAGCAACUGUGCUUUAGAACCAAACGUUCCGUCUCUUUGGGACCUGAGAGCAGAAAGGAGAGAAAUGAGAGAGAACGCCGGUUUCUGGAAGUGAGGUCUUGCAAGAAAGUGGAGGAAAAAAGGAGCUCUAGGAAGGAAGAGCGUGGAGAAGCGUACCUGCCCACCUUGUCUGAAAAAGCGCUCAAAUAACCCUUUGCUUCCACACCACAACUACCGACGCUGCUGUGUUUUUUGAGCCCCAAUUCACCAGACCCAGGAACGGUACCUGUAAGAGGGUCUGCAGAUGCUGAGUGACUCAGGUGGGUGGUUGAUUCAGCUGCUCCCCAAGACAGCUUGCUUCAUACCCCACCUGCUUUUCAGAGUAUGAUCUGUUCUGUUGGCCUUUUAGGGGAAUAGAAAGAAUAAAAGGUAUUUUAAUAGAAUAAAAUUAUUCUUGAAAAUGUAAAGAGAGAUAUUUAAAGAGCCACCCACACAUCUUCACCAACCCUUCUUCCACAUCAGCCUCACAAAUAAUCUUAAAUAAAAGUCAUUGGUGUGACUCGAACUCCUUACUAGAAGUUAUUAAAUAAGUAUGUCUAAUGGCCAUUAUUUAAUGAGAACUGGUAAUUAAAGGUGCCAGGUACUAUGCGGAGAGUUUGAAAGCAUGACCUGAAAUAGUCCUCACCACUCCCAAGGUGGGGUGUAGUCUUUUCACUUGUUGGCAGAGGAAACUGGAGUUUAGGAAAGUUCUGUCUUUCACUGCUGAGGUGGUAAUCAGAGUUAGGGCCAGAGCUCAGCUCAUUCUGACUCAUGUUCCUAACCUGAGGCAGGACAUCUUUUUCCCUUUGGCAGAGGGUCCUGACUUAGUCUGUGUGUGAUUUGCUUGUAAAUGGGUAGAGGUGAAUGAGAAAAGCAGGACUUGGAAAUGGGUUAUAGUUUUGAUGAUGAGAACUUUUAAGAUUUACUCUCUUAGCAACUUUCAAAUAUACAAUACAGUAUUGUUGACUAUCGUCACCUUGCUGUACAUUACACCUCAUGACUUAUUUGAAACAUAUGGAAUGCUUCGCACAGAUCUGCACGUCACCCUUACACACGCGCUGUGCUAAUCUUCUGUGUGUCCAGAGAAGUUCCAAUGUUACUGUAUGUGCUGUUGAAGCAGGGACUUUUUAUUCUUUUUCCAGCUUUAUUGAAGUAUAAUUGAUGAAUAAAUUUGUAUAUAUUUAAAUUGUUCAGCA
Molecule: messenger RNA, 2237 nt
Organism: Bubalus bubalis (water buffalo)
Lineage: Eukaryota; Metazoa; Chordata; Mammalia; Artiodactyla; Bovidae
Gene: LNP1
Product: leukemia NUP98 fusion partner 1
Exons: 6
Coding region: 667-1212 (181 amino acids)
Source: RefSeq, a predicted model, not a curated record